Molecule: messenger RNA, 2463 nt
Organism: Mirounga angustirostris (Northern elephant seal)
Lineage: Eukaryota; Metazoa; Chordata; Mammalia; Carnivora; Phocidae
Gene: CLIC6
Product: chloride intracellular channel 6
Exons: 6
Coding region: 1-1782 (593 amino acids)
Molecular function (GO): D3 dopamine receptor binding; D4 dopamine receptor binding; D2 dopamine receptor binding
Source: RefSeq, a predicted model, not a curated record
AUGGCCGAGGCCGCGGAGCUGGAGGGGGCCUCCCCAGGUCCCCAGGGGCCGCCUGAGGGCCCCGCGCCUCGGGCGGAGAACCCUGGCGAGCUGGGGGCCGCGGGCCAGGAGGCGGAGCGGGAGGAGGCCAGCGAGGGCGCCGCGGAGGCGCCGAGGAGCGAGGGGGCGGGCGCAGCCGCGACGGCCGCGGUGAACCGGGCAGAAGGCACCGAUCCCGACGGAGGGUGCGCGGGCGAGCGGGAGCCGGGCGCGGACAGUGGCCCGGGGGCCGAGACGCAAGGCGCGAGGGCAGCGCAGGGCGAGGCGGAGGCCGAGGAGGGCGCCCCCGGGUGCGCCGAGGUCCCCCAGGGAGAGGAGGCGAGCGGCGCCGAACAGGUGGAGGAGGCGAGCCCCGGCUGCGGCACGCAGGGCGAGGCCUCGAGGGAGGUUCAGGGGGAGCCCGGGGAGCCCGAGGCCCCCGGGGAGAAGGAGAAAGCGGAGCAAGGGCCGGAGGAACCCGGAGGCGGCACGCCGGGGGCCAGCAUGGAAGGCGCGGGGCAGGCGGGAGGGGCGCACGGGGCCGAGGGUGACCCCCGGGACGGAGGGGACCCCAGCCCCCAGCUCCAGGCCGAGGCCACGGAGGCCGCAGCGGCGGAGAUUGGGGGGUGCGGCCCCGGGGAGCUUGCAGGGGAGCCUCGGGGUGCAGCGGCGGGCGCCGCCGCCGACGAGGCGGGGGCCCCGGGGACAGAAGAGUCGGAGGAAGUGGCCCCGGGGGACGCGAGGGCGGCAGCUGUCGAGGACGGGGACCAGGGUGGACCCCAGGAGGAGAUGGAGGAGGCAGAGGGGGAGAGGCAAGAGCGCGGCCCGGAGGGGCCAGGCGAGCAGGCCGCAGCCGGGGGCGAGGAGGAGCCCCCAGACAGCAGCGGCGCGCCGGCGGAGGCGGCCGCGCCAAGCGGGGCCGCGGGGCCGGAGGCCGAACUCAGCAACCACCUGGCGGAGGAGGGCAGCGUCGAGGGCGGGGACGAGACCGCGCGGGUGAACGGCCGCCGGGAGGACGGCGAGGCGUCGGAGGAGGGGGCCCCGCGGCAGGAGCACGACAUCACCCUCUUCGUGAAGGCUGGUUAUGAUGGUGAGAGUAUUGGGAAUUGCCCGUUUUCCCAGCGCCUCUUUAUGAUUCUCUGGCUAAAGGGCGUUAUAUUUAAUGUGACAACAGUGGACCUGAAGAGGAAACCCGCAGACCUGCAAAAUCUGGCUCCUGGAACAAACCCUCCCUUUAUGACUUUUGAUGGUGAAGUCAAGACGGAUGUGAAUAAGAUCGAGGAGUUCUUAGAGGAGAAACUGGCUCCCCCGAGGUACCCUAAGCUGGGGACCCAACACCCUGACUCUAACUUUGCCGGAAAUGAUGUGUUUGCCAAAUUCUCCGCAUUUAUAAAAAACACCAAGAAGGAUGCAAAUGAGAUUUAUGAAAAGAACCUGUUGAAGGCCCUGAAGAAGCUGGAUAAUUACUUAAAUAGCCCUUUGCCUGAUGAAAUCGAUGCUUACAGCACUGAGGACGUCGCUGUUUCUGGAAGGAAGUUCCUGGAUGGGGAUGAGCUCACGUUAGCCGACUGUAACCUCUUACCCAAGCUUCACAUUAUAAAGAUCGUGGCCAAGAGAUACAGAGAUUUUGAAUUUCCUUCUGAAAUGACUGGCAUCUGGAGAUACUUGAACAAUGCUUAUGCUAGGGAUGAGUUCACGAAUACAUGUCCAGCUGACCAGGAGAUUGAACAUGCAUAUUCAGAUGUUGCAAAAAGAAUGAAGUGAAGCCAGAGUGUUUUCAGUCUUAUUUCUCGGCUGUAUGAACUAGGCUAUGAUGAGAGUGUGUUCUUUGUGAGUGUGUACUUUGUAUUCCUUCCAAAAACCAUAAUGCCCAUAUUUUAAUAAUACUGUAUCAUAGUGAGAGCCACUGAACACCAAAUGGUACAUGGCCUUGUGAUUUGUCAACUCACUUGUAUAACUGAAUAAUACCAAUAUCUAUUGUGACAUCCACCACUUGUCCAAUUGACUUCUUAAUUUACUUCUUUGGCAUUCACGGACCCUGUAAACCAUGAUAUUAGGACAUGUGCUUUGCAGUUUAAGUUUCAAGACAAAUUAGAUUUGAGUUCAAUUCCUCCUUCAAUUAAAAAAAAUUCAUCUGUCUCUGAUAGUUUUCAUAAUCAUCAUAUACAGCUUAUUUUUCUCCUCUAAAAUAGUUUUUUUUUACAGAACUAAAAUACUGUUUUUAUAGUCACAAGAUGAUUACAUGCCUAUUUUAAUAUUUUAAAACAAUGUGAGAGACUAUAAGGAAGAAAAAAAAACCACUACCUAAAAUUUCACUCCACCUAGAUAAUUGCCGGUAACUUAUUGGUGAACAUCUUCUCCUUCCUUAGUCUCUCACAGACGUUCACAUUGCACACAUCUCCAUUCCUAUGAAAUCAGUGAGGGGGCCUGUGGGUGAAGCCUUGA